Molecule: messenger RNA, 1849 nt
Organism: Bicyclus anynana (squinting bush brown)
Lineage: Eukaryota; Metazoa; Arthropoda; Insecta; Lepidoptera; Nymphalidae
Gene: fl(2)d
Product: pre-mRNA-splicing regulator female-lethal(2)D
Exons: 5
Coding region: 206-1099 (297 amino acids)
Biological process (GO): regulation of alternative mRNA splicing, via spliceosome
Cellular component (GO): nucleus
Source: RefSeq, a predicted model, not a curated record
AUAAGAUGGCGUCUUGAAAGUUGAAGCUUGCGUUUUGCAAUUUGCAUUAAUAGAAAAAGUGAUCGUUUAAAGUGUAUAAACAGUUUUAAAAUAUAGUUACAAGUUUCUGAUAACGGCGGCAGAUAACACAAAAACAUUUCCAGAUUUAACACGAAACCGUUUACUUGCAGUCGAGAGAGCUUCUUAUCGUAUUAGCGGGAAGGCAAUGUCCGAGGAGUCGGAGCGGCACGGGGAGCCGGCGAGUGACGCCCCGGGCGGCGCCACGAAUGCGCGCGUGCUCCUGAGCCCGCACCAGCUCGACGCCGCGAGCGCGGAGACGCUUCGCGCCGCGUGGAGAACCCAGGACUCGUAUAUUGACCACCUCGAAACUUUGAACAAACAGUUGGAAGGAAGCUUGGAAAAAGCGAAAGACAUAGAAGAUAGAAUAAAACAUCAGUAUGCAGAAUCACAACACAGAGAGAAGAUCCUUGUCCGGCGACUGGCAGCUAAGGAACAGGAGAUUCAGGAUUAUGUAAGUCAAAUAACAGAACUGAAAUCAUCACAUGCAAGUCUCAACGGCAGACCGUCUCUAUUGGACCCUGCGGUUAAUAUGCUAAUAUUAAGGUUAAAGCAAGAGUUAACAUCAACAAAAGCUAGGUUAGAAGAAACACAAAACGAACUCUCGGCUUGGAAGUUCACACCUGAUUCGAACACGGGCAAGAAGUUGAUGGCCAAAUGCAGACUCCUUCAUCAGGAGAAUGAGGAGUUGGGCCGGAUGACGUCCAGUGGGCGGAUAGCCAAGCUGGAGGGAGAUCUCGCACUGCAAAAGAGUUUUAGCGAAGAAGUAAAGAAAUCACAAUCAGAAUUGGACGAGUUCCUGCAAGAGCUGGACGAGGACGUGGAGGGGAUGCAGAGCACUGUGCUGUUCCUGCAGCAGGAGUUGCGCGCCACCACUGCCACGGUGAACGGCAACCGAGCCUCACCCGCUGACAAACGGACUUACUCGGGCAGUGAGUGCAGUGACACACCCCUGGGCAAGAGGAGACGGGGCUCCGUCCUCUCCUUGGACUACAACGAGGAGGAGGAACCGCUCACAGUCACCAACGGAGAGGCUGAAUAGCCCGAGCCCCCCCCCCCCCCCAGAGGGCACCUCCCACGUUUCGUUUAUAUGAACCAGUGAAAACCGUGUACUGUUUUAUCCAUUCUGCCCAAAUUCGUUGAUUCGAAGUUUCCAAUGAGUGGUCAUUGUAUAAUAAACACUUGUCGGUGUCACUCGAUUAAAGAAAAAUGUGAAAUGCUUUAUUAGGACAUGUUGAAGUGUAUUUCUAUAACUAUGUACUAUGUUGAUGAAAAUAAAAAACUAAUAAUAAAUAUAGACAAGUAUGUGUCAUUUCCAUUGACAAUGAUUGGUGAUGAUGGUGUCGAAUGUGAUGAUGUUAUGAUGAUGAAACAAUUUGAGUUAUGAAAUAGUUUGCGUUCUGAUGGUGGACCAUGUGAUCAGAUUUGAUGGUGAAGUUUGUAUUUGUUGUACACUUGAUGAAAUAUGACAAUCACUUGAGUUGACAAUUAUAUAAUUUAUUUAUGUAAAGUGCAUUAUAACUUGUGAUAGAUUCAAUACGUAUGUAUGUAUAUUAUAUGAGCGAUGACAUUUUGUUGCCUGUAUUUGUUUUAUGGCAUUUGUUUUUUUUAUGCCACAGUUAAUGUAAAGUCCAUAUACUAGCGUUAAUGUCGACAUCAAGCCUAAUAUAUUUAUAUAUUUAGUAAAUGCCACGUUUUUAUUGAAUUUGUGAUUUUCUACAUAAAAUGUUUCUAUUUUCAAAUUACAAUUAAUGUAUAUAUAGCUAUGUUAAUAAACAUAUUAUUGUCCGUA